AUGGGCAGUCAGAAUCCAAAUGAAAUCCAGAUGAACGGAGUGGAUGAGAGAAGGGAGGACGAAGUGGAUCAGCUGAUUCGCAAUAUCUGGUCCUUUAUUACCAAAUUUGUCGCCAAUGAGACCGAACCUAUGACGUACCCAGCAUCCACUUUACUUAAGAUCCUCAUCAGAGCUGAGGAAAUCUUGACGGCUGAACCUUCAGUCCUCGAAUUAACUGUAACACUUUAUAAUAAUAGUUAUGCUUACGAUAACUGUUGAUAUGAAAUAAAUGCAUAUAAUAUAAUUUCAGGGAUCGGUAAUCAUCUUCGGUGACAUCCAAGGUCAUGCUGACAGUCUUCUGAGCCUUGCCAGUUUAGUCGAGACCCCUCCUCAGAAUGUUUUUCUUUUCUUAGGGAACUACAUUGGUCAAGGACAUGCUCCUCAUGAAUGUCUUUUCCUUCUCUUGGCUCUAAAAAUCAAAUAUCCAAAUCACGUUUAUCUCCUCAAGGGCGGAUGGGAAGACCCUGAGGCAUUAAAAGUAAGCUUAUAGAAAAAAUGGUCUUAUUGCGCUGACUUGCUCGUACCAAUGUUCUUCAGGCCCAUGAAUUCGUGGAAGGAUUAUACCUUCGUGGACUUCUGAAGACGUCGAUGACUUGGCAGAGAGUCUGUGCGGUCAUUAACCAACUCCCAAUCGCUGCUGUACUCUCCAAUAAAUACUUUUGUGUUCAUGGAGGAAUUGGCCCUCAACUUUUGAAACAUGGACUCAAGAGGCUGAAGAAGCACGGAAAACCCGCCAAAUGCUCACUUGAUCUGGCUCUGGAACAGGAAUGUGUUUGGGGAGCAUUCAGAGAGAAUGCAGCCGUCUACAAGUCUCAUGAUGGAUGUCCAACAUUUGGAGAGUCAGAGGUCGAGAGAUUCGUCAAGAACAACAACUUGAAGAUGAUUAUCAGGUCCCGGCAAGUUGUAUUUGAUGGAGUUCUGCAGCAUCCCCAGAGAAUGUUGACGGUCUGGUCAGCUGCUGUUUUCUUGGAUAAUUUCAGAAACAUGGGAGCAAUUCUUUGUUUGGACAGUGUUAAUGACAAGGUAUGAAAUUUCAUGGAUGAUAUAAAUUCUUUAGGCGAUUAUCAGCAGGAUCAAGGUGAUGGAAGAUGAGCCUAAAUCCUUGGAUGAGAAUAAGCCGACGCCUGGAAAAAAUGCGAUUUCUCUUGGUUGA
Molecule: messenger RNA, 1192 nt
Organism: Bursaphelenchus xylophilus (pine wood nematode)
Lineage: Eukaryota; Metazoa; Nematoda; Chromadorea; Rhabditida; Aphelenchoididae
Source: the annotation of a GenBank genome assembly